AUGGAGUCUUACUUCCAGUAUAAGCGUAUACAAAGCGCUGUUAGGAAACAACUAGACACAAAAAAGCAUUCCGACGAUGACAGUCUGAGCGGGAGUGCAAAUUCUCAGGUCAAUGAGAAGAAAACACCUGCUACUCCGAAGGGAACGGAUAACCUCGAAGAUCCUAUCAUCCUCGUCGGUUGGGAUGGCAAGGGCGAUCCCCUGAAUCCAGCAAACUAUUGCGUCGGACGCAAGCUCUUUAUGACCAUAUUGGUAUCUCUUAUUGCACUUGCUGUCACGGCAGCAUCUGCGAUUGACGCCUGUGGUGUUCAACAGUAUAGUCAAUAUUACCAUGUCUCAGAGGUUGUUGGGUCUCUCGCUACUGGUCUAUUCUUAAUCGGCUUCGGAGUUGGCUCUCUCCUAUCAGGGCCUUUUUCCGAGACAUUCGGACGCAAUGCGGUGUACCUCAUUACAAUGCUUGUCUUCUUGAUGUUCAUCAUGGCCGCUGGUCUCGCUCCGAAUCUCCAUAGCCACCUUGUCUUCCGAUUCUUCGCUGGGUUCUUUGGUUCAACUCCCCUCAGCUGUGCUGGCGGUACAGUCGCCGACUUGUGGAAUCCGGUACAAAAGGCGUAUGCUUUCCCCGUGUAUGCCAUUCCAGCCUUUUGUGGACCGAUGAUCGGUCAGAUCAUGGGGAGUUAUGUUCCAACUACACUAGGGUGGCGCUGGUUGGAAUGGCUCAUGCUCAUUAUGGGCAGUGCCGUCCUCAUUCUUGUUGUUUUGAUGCAACCUGAGACAUAUGGAAAUCUUCUGUUGCAUUGGAAGGCUUCGAUUCUUCGUCAGGAGACUGGUGAUAAGAGAUAUCGCGCGCCGAUGGAGACGAGGAGUGAGGGUCUUGGACGUCGCUUGUUGAUCGCUAUCUAUAGACCUUUUCUUUGGAGCUAUACUGAGUUGAUUAUCAUGCUCAUGUCGCUGUACCUCACUGUCGUUUAUAUUGUUCUCUUUACCUUCUUGGAGGGAUACACUUACGUGUUUGGUCGGCCUUAUGGGCUUUCACUGGGGCUGACCAACCUCUCGUGGGCUGGUAUGCUUGUUGGUAUUGUCCUCACAGUCGGGACUGUCCCGGUGGUAUACUCUUGGACGGCGAAGGAGUAUCAAAAGACAGGUCGCAUUCUUCCAGAGACACGUCUUUGGUAUGCAAUGCUCGGCGGAGCACCAGCAGUACCUGUCAGUUUAUUCUGGAUGGGCUGGACCUGCUAUCCCUCCGUCUCGAUAUGGUCACCUCUUGUCGCAUCCGCCCUCUUCGGAUAUGGCAUCAUGGCCAUUUUCAUCGUCGCAUAUAUGUACAUUAUCGAUACAUACGAUGUCUACUCCGCUUCGGCGCUGGGCUUCCUCGUUUUCACCAGAUACGUUGUGGCUGGCGGUAUGACAAUCGCUGGUGGUCCAAUUUACGAGGCCAUCGGUCCUCACUACACUCUUACCAUUCUGGGUGCUAUCAGCGCGGCCAUGGCUCCGAUUCCAUAUUUACUUUAUAUCUACGGACCUCGGAUUCGGAAAUUCAGUCAGCAUGCUGUGGAUUUGGAUUGA
Penicillium antarcticum is the source of this 1563-nucleotide messenger RNA. Its product is annotated as MFS transporter. Gene Ontology annotation, biological process: transmembrane transport. NCBI's taxonomy places the organism in Eukaryota, Fungi, Ascomycota, Eurotiomycetes, Eurotiales, Aspergillaceae. The record is from RefSeq and is a predicted model, not a curated record. The transcript has 4 exons. Gene Ontology annotation, molecular function: transmembrane transporter activity. The coding region runs from base 1 to 1563 and encodes 520 amino acids.